This is a messenger RNA of Podarcis muralis (Common wall lizard), 3337 nucleotides long. The record is from RefSeq and is a predicted model, not a curated record. NCBI's taxonomy places the organism in Eukaryota, Metazoa, Chordata, Lepidosauria, Squamata, Lacertidae.
CAGCCCCCUUCCUGGUCUGGCUCCACCCUUGCCCGGAAACUGCCUUUUCAAAAUACAUGCAUGCCCCCCCUAACACCCCCAAAAUCCUCCAGCAAUAUGAAGAUUUAGGGUACCCCAUCUGCAUUGAGGAAGGAUCUGGAGCGAUCUGGGAGGAAACUCGACGUGACUAUUUAGAAUCUGCGCUCGCCCUUCUUCCUUCUAGAAUUUCCUUCCCUGCGGCGCCCUCUUUGUGAGAUCAGCCCGGGAUGAAAAUGGAGGAGCAAGACCCGGCGGGCGAGGGGUCGAGGAGGAACGACCCCUGGGCGCUCCAGCCCGAGACUGUCAGGGAAUUCCUUCCGAGGACACCGGGAGACGAGAUUAAGCAGGAACCGGACGAGGGGUCCCUGCAGCAGUGGGAGGCCCAGUGGCAAGAGUUCCUGAAGACAGUGGAAUCCCCUCCAUCCGGACGGGCGUCCCCAAGUUUGCCGGAAGAGGCCUGGGACGACACCAAGGCCUUCCUGGCCUCCUUCGAGCAAGUGGCCAAAGCUUGCCGCUGGCCCAAGGAAGAGUGGGCAGCCCGGCUCCUGCCGGCCCUCAGCGGAGAGGCUGAGCGUGCCUUUGGCAACUUGGAAGCCGCGGACAGAGAGGAUUAUGGGAAAGUGAAGGCGGCCAUCUUGCGAGGGGACGCCAUGCGGCAGGAGGAGCAGCGCCAGUGCUUCCGGCGCUUCCGCUACCAGGAGGCCGAGGGUCCCGGAGGGGCUCACAGCCGCCUCCGGGAGCUCUGCCGGCAGUGGCUGAGAGUCGAGAGCUGCAGCAAGGAGGAGAUCUUGGAGCUGCUGAUCCUGGAGCAGUUCCUGGCCGUCCUGCCGCCCGAGAUGCAGAGCUGGGUCAGGCCACGCGGGCCGGAGACCUGCUCCCAGGCGGUGGCCCUGGCGGACGACUUCCUCCUGAGGCUGCGGGGGGCCAAGAAGCCGUCCAAGCAGGCGGCAUUUGAGGAGACGGAUACAAGCCGAGCCUUGUCUGAUAUCGAGCAGAAGCAACUGUGUGUGGAGGCAAAGCAGGAAGAUGACAACAGGGAGGCAAGCCUGUUGGGCGAUGAGUGGAAAAGCAAGAACGAAGGGGAGCUGUGUGGGGAUUUCUCAGGAAGAGCCAAGUACGAAGAGCUGAAAGAGAAUUUCUGGAGCCAAGAGAGACCUGCGUCCAUCCCUCGCCAGGGUGGAGACUUCCACGAAACCCUGGUCCAAAAGGAAAACCAAACAGAAAAAAGAGGGAGCGGUUUUCCCAGUGAUCACUGGGGAAUCCACACAGAGGAGAAGCAAAAUAAGACCGCCAUGUUUGGGAGGGACUUUAUUGAGAGCAGACAGCUUACCAAAUGUGCAACGCUCCAGAAAGAGGAAAACUCUUAUAUAUAUCUGGAUGGUGGAGAGGGUUUCAGUCACAGUUCAGAUCUUAGAUCACAUCAAGAUGCCCCCAGAGGUGACGAACAGUAUAAAUGCUCGGACACAAACAAGAGCUUCUGUGAUCAGUCCGACCUUCCUAAACAUCCGAGAAUCCCCAAAGGGGAGAAGCAGUACAAAUGCUUGGAGUGUGGGAAGUGCUUCGGUCGGAGCGCACACCUCACUUCGCACCAGAUAAUCCACACCGGGGAGAAACCGUACCGGUGCCUGGAGUGUGGGAAGAGCUUCGUACAGAGCGCCCACCUGGCUUCGCACCAGAUAAUCCACACCGGGGAGAAACCGUACCAGUGCCUGGAGUGCGGGAAGAGCUUCAACAAGAGCACAAACUUCCUCAGGCACCAGAAGCUUCACAAAGGGGAGAAACCGCACCGGUGCACGGACUGCAGCAAGAGUUUCUCGGACAAGCCCAGCCUCAUCCAGCACCAGCGAGUCCACACCGGUGAGAAGCCCUACAAGUGCUUGGAGUGCGGGAAGAGUUUCAGCCACAGGGGGAGCCUUAGCGCACACCAGAGAAUGCACACAGGGGAAAGGCCAUAUAUGUGCUCCGACUGUGGCAAAAGCUUCCGCGACCAGUCGAGCCUCAUUAGGCACAAGAGGAUCCACACCGGGGAGAAACCGUAUACGUGCUCCGAGUGCGGGAAGAGCUUCAGCCAGAGAAGGACCCUGAAGGCCCACCAGAGAGUCCACACGGGCGAGAAGCCGUACAAGUGCUCCGAGUGCGGAAAGAGCUUCAUCCAAGUGUCAAACCUUACUGCACACAAAAGAACCCACACAGGGGAGAAGCCCUACACCUGCUCGGAGUGCGGAAAGAGCUUCAGCCGGAGCGACCACCUGACUUUACAUCAGAGGACGCACACGGGGGAGAAGCCGUACAUGUGCGCCGAGUGUGGGAAGAGCUUCAGUCAGAGCACCGACCUCACCUCACACCAGAGAAUCCACACCGGAGAGAAGCCUUACAAAUGCUUGGCGUGCGGGAAGAAUUUCAGCCGGAGUUACCGCCUCACUAUCCACCAGAGGAUGCACACAGGGGAGAAGCCGUAUAAAUGCCUGGAGUGUGGCAAGAGCUUCAGUCGGAGCGACCAUCUCACUUCACAUAAGAAAAUGCACCCGGGGGAGAAAUCAUAAAAACGAAGCUUUCCCCAUACAUAGAACAGUCACGACUACCCUGUCUGAGAACCCUCUCACGGUGGAGAAACUGUAUAAAUGCUCAGAGUUUAGCAAAAAAAAAUACCCCAGUUACAGUGGAACCUUGGUUUUCGAAUGUAAUCCGUUCUGGAAGACCGUUCAACUUCCAAAAUGUUCGAAAACCAAGGCGCAAAGGGCAGCCUGCAAUUUCAGCGGAGAAAAUUAAAAAAAAACCUCAGCAGAAGCCGUUCAACUUCCGAGGCGCGUUCAAAAACAGAAGCAAUUACUUCCGGAUUUUCGGCGUUCAAAAACUGAAACGUUCGGCUUCCGAGACGCUUGAAAACUGAGCGUACUUUAAAUAAAGUCUGGCAAUGCGUCUUGGAAGUUGGACGGUGUGUGGGGGGGGGGUUUGUUUCAAAAAUUGGAAUCGAAGCAGAACAGAUCCUAAGGACAGCAAACAUUUGAAAAUAUCCUGCCAGUUCUCCAGCAAACAAUUAAAUUGCCAAAAGAGGCAGUAUUCCAGCUGCUUUCCAGAUAUAUAAAAGUUUUGUGUUCAGCAUUCACCUUAUGCAAAAACUACAUAAAAAAAGAGUUUUCCUUGAUUUUUUUUAAAAAAACAUUAUGUACCGGUAUAUUCACCUCGUAUUUAUUUAAGCAGGCAGCAAACUGUCCUAUACAGAUCUUUCUCCUCUGGAUAGAUUUGCAUGCUGGUAUGUUAAUGUGUUCAGGGUUGGUUUUAAGCAACAACAAUAAACAAUGUUAAAACAUUUCUCAGA